AACCUGCUGCCUGCCUGCUGCGGUUGCCAUUGAACCAAUUGAGAAGCAGGUGCACGGCUGCAGUCGCAGCGGAAACCGCUGCCCAACAUGGCGACGACUCAUGCCGCCAACGAGCUCAAGCAGCAGGGCGCUAUCGAGGCGUCUCAGAACCCCGAGAGCAACGUGACGGCCGAAGAUGCGGAGCGUAAGAUCGUUGAGGACAGCCGGGAAGCAGGCGUGACGGCAUUCACGUUCGACCCCGAUGCCAGCCCAGAGGAGAAAAGAGCACAGGCGAGAGCUGCGGUCCCCGAAGGAUUCCACCGCAGACCCAAGGGCGUAGCGAUCGUGACCGAUAUCGACGAUGGUACCAAAGCCGAUGUCGACCUACCCUCGCCCUCCAAAGCUGGCGCCAUCGAAGUUGCCAAGGGCGAGGACGGGAAGCCCCUCGCAAACGGUGAGGCCGGCGACGAGGAGGACUGGAGCAAGACGGGUUGGGAGCCCAGGUUCGGGUGGCCCACCGAAUCCACAGAGCAAGGCGACGAUAUGCUGGACCACUCAACAUGGGUCGAGUCACAGUUGUCCGAGCAGUUCUUUGGAGAUUGGUACCACAACGCGGCAGUCAUUGCCUUCGCAUGCCUCGCCUCCUGGUUGGUAGCCAUGCUCGGCGGCGGUCUCGCUUGGGUGUUCAUCGUCAUGGCCAUCUGCUCGACCUACUACCGCACUUCGCUUCGCCGGGUGCGCCGGAACUUCCGCGACGAUGUCACGCGCGAGAUGGCGCUCAAGAAGCUGGACACGGACAACGAGUCUGUCGAGUGGAUCAACUCCUUCUUGGUCAAAUUCUGGCCUAUCUACCAGCCUGUUCUUGCGCAAACCGUCAUCAGCUCGGUUGACCAGGUCCUGAGCGGUGCCACCCCUGCCUUCCUCGACAGCUUGAAGCUCAAGAGCUUUACUCUGGGUUCCAAGCCGCCUCGGAUGGAGCAUGUCAAGACAUACCCCAAGGCCGAAGACGACGUUGUGAUCAUGGACUGGAUGUUCAGCUUCACCCCGAACGACACAGCCGACAUGACUUCUCGCCAGCUCACCAACAAGAUCAACCCCAAAGUCAUUCUAGAAAUCAGAGUCGGCAAGGCCAUGGUCAGUAAGGGCCUUGAUGUCAUUGUUGAGGAUAUGGCCUUUAGCGGCCUGAUGCGCCUGAAGAUUAAGCUGCAGAUUCCCUUCCCUCACGUCGAGAAGGUCGAGAUGUCAUUCUUGGAGCGCCCAACCAUCGACUACGUCUGCAAGCCUCUGGGAGGUGAAACUUUCGGUUUCGACAUCAACUUCAUCCCCGGUCUUGAAAGCUUCAUCAUGGAGCAAAUCCACGGCACACUGGCCCCCAUGAUGUAUGCGCCGAACGUCUUCCCGAUCGAGGUCGCCAAGAUGCUGGCGGGCACGCCCGUCGACCAAGCCAUUGGUGUGGUUGCCAUCACGCUACACGGCGCCCAAGGCCUGAAGAACACGGACAAGUUUUCCGGCACCCCCGACCCGUACGCCGUGAUCUCGCUCAACAAGAGACAGCCGCUUGCGCAGACCAAGGUCGUCAAGGAAAAUGCCAACCCCCGCUGGAACGAGACUCACUACGUCAUCAUCAGCUCCUUCAACGAUUCGCUGGACCUCGACAUCUUCGAUUACAAUGACAUCCGAAAGGACAAGAAGCUUUGUUCCGCAUCCUUCCCGCUGGAAAACGUCGAGGAAGUCUACGAGCAUGAGAACGAGAGACUCGAGCUCAAGCACGACGGCAAGGCGAGAGGUGUGGCACUUUGCGAUAUCCGCUUCUUCCCGGUUUUGGAGUCGAGGAAGCUCGAGGACGGAAGCAUGGAACCAGCUCCCGAGUCCAACCAAGGUAUCCUGCGGUUUACCGUCGAGCAGGCCAAAGAGCUCGAUGGCUCCAAGAGCAUGGUCGGUCUGCUUAGCCCCUACGCUAUGCUCCUCCUGAACGGCAAGGAGGUACACACCAGCAACAAGCUCAAGCGGACCAACAACCCGGUUUGGAACAACGGGUCCAAGGAGAUUCUGAUUACCGACAAGAGGAACGCCAAGCUCGGCGUCGCCAUCAAGGACGACCGCGACAUUGCUGGAGAUCAAACCGUCGGAACCUACCAGAUCAAGCUGGAGGACAUGCUAGACUUCAUGGAGAAGGGACAGGAGUGGUACAACCUUGCCGGGGCCAAGACUGGCCGUGUCAAGAUGAUGGCUCAGUGGCGGCCGGUCGCCAUCUCGGGCAUUGCAACCGGCACCGGAGGUUACAAGACCCCCGUGGGCGUCUUGCGGGUUCACUUCAAGUAUGCUAGGGGGCUCCGUAACGUGGAGGCCCUGGGCAAGUCCGAUCCGUACGCGCGAGUCGUCAGUGCCGGCAUCGAGAGGGGGCGAACUGUCACGUUCAAGAACAACCUCGACCCCGACUGGGACGAGGUUCUCUACAUCCCGCUCCAGACCGCAAGAGGCAGAAUGCAAUUGGAGGUUAUGGAUGCCGAGAGUGUAGGCAAGGACCGCAGCCUCGGUCUCGUCGAGAUCGACAAGGCCGACUACAUGGUUCAGGAUGAGAACGGCGAGUGGCUCGUACACGACGAGAAGGUGGAACACAGCGACGGCCUGCGCAUGCACAACAAGGGCACUCCCAAGGGCGUCCUGACUUACACCGUGGCCUUCUACCCGACUCUUAACAUUGCCGACCCCGAGGAAGAGGAAGAGAAGGAGAAGGAGAUCGCGGCGAAGGAGAAGGAGAUGGCCGAGAGGGAGAAGGAGGAGCAGGAGAAGGACAAGGAGGCUGGAAGCGAUAAGGACAAGUCUUCUUUGACUAGACCUUCCACGGACGCGCGGUCAUCCGCCAGACCAUCCUUGGACGUGAGGUCCAGCGACGGGAAGGAGCCUGGCACGCCGUUGACGCCGACCAGCCCUUCUCGAAAGUCUCGCGACGUCAGAGAACCGCCCAAGAUAUUCCUCACACCCCAGGAGCUGCUCGCCCACGAGUCCGGCGUGGUCAUCUUCCGACUCAUGGAGGCGGAUCUACCCAAGACUCAGACCCGCAUCGAGGUGUUUGUCGACGACAUGGCUUUCCCGUCCUACGUUUCUUCAACGGCAAGGACGCGGCAAAACAAGUUCGACGAGAUGGGCGACUGCUUCAUUCGCGAGCUGGAGUUCUCAAAGUUGACUAUCGUGGUUUCUGAGAAGACAGACAAACAUGAAGACAACCAUAAGGGGGAUCAUAUCCUCGCUCGUUUGUCAGGUAACACGCUCGACACCCUCAAACAGUGCCUGAACAACCCAACCGUGCUCAAGAUGAAGGGCGACGACGGCGAGGCGUACUCGAUCAGAGUGAGCCUCAAGUACGUCCCGGUCAAGAUGCAGCUCGACCCGAGCGAAAGUAUCAACAACAUGGGCAACCUCCGAGUCGAUGUUCUCGACGCCCAAGACCUCCCGGCUGCCGAUUCCAACGGCAAGAGCGAUCCCUACGCCAAGUUCGAGCUCAACGGCCAGGAGAUCUUCAAGACGAAGACACAAAAGAAGACGCUGAAUCCGGCGUGGAACGAGUUCUUCAACGUCCCGAUCCCUUCCAGGACGAGCGCCAAGUUCAAGGCUACCGUGUGGGACUGGGACUUUGCCGACAAGCCCGAUUACCUCGGAGGCGCCGACAUCAACCUCGGGAUGCUCGAGCCUUUCAAGGCGCAAGAGUUCAAGUACAUCUUGGACGGCAAGUCUGGCAUGCUCCGUGUGCGCAUGCUCUUCACGCCCGACUACGUCACCCGCACCAGGCAGGGCACGUCGGCCUUGGCGGGCACGUUCUCUGUGCCAGGCAGGAUCGUAACCGGCGUCGCCGGCGUCCCCCUCAAGGGCGGCGCGGCCGUCGCCGGAGCCGUGGGCCACGGCGUAGGCAAGGGAGCCUCGUUCCUCUUCCGCGGGUUCCGCAGCAAGAAGGACGGCGACGACGACAGCAGCGACUCGGAGAGAGGCUCGGUCGAUGUCCCGGUGAUCACCACCGAGGGCCCGUCGGAAACCAAGGCGAUCGGAAACGGCAGCCCGCUGCACCACACCCGCACCAAGAGCGUCGGCGCGUCGUCGGUCCACAGCGCCAUCAUCCCCGGCGCGGCGUCGGGCACGGCGUCCUUCACCAUCGUCUCGGCCUCGGGCUUCCCGCCGUCGGCCGACAUCUACAUCAUGGUCACGCAGCUGCGCGACGACGGCGGCAAGAACAAGCAGGUCGGCAAGACCAAGCACCGCAAGUCGCCGAGCGGCACGGCGCGCUUCGACGAGACCUUCCGCAUCCAGUGCACCCCCGACGCGCAGUUCAAGGUCGAGGCCAAGGAGCACCACACCUUCGGCAGCGACGACCCGCUCGGCGAGAUGCUGUACUUUGUCGACGAGUCGGGCUCCAACGCCGAGAAGACGCUGCCCGUCGGCAGCGGCACCGUCGUGCUCAAGAGCAACUUCGCGCCCAACCCGGGCUCCUCGUCCGCGGUCGAGGACGGCGCCGCCAACGGCGGCCGCCUCGUGCCCGACAGCCCCAAGUCGGGCAAGUCGGUCGUCGGCGGCGUCCGCCGCAGCUUCCUGAGCAAGCGCGAGCUCAAGGUGCCCGGCACGCCUUCUUAGUGGGAGGGUGGUGGCGGUGGGCCCCGUAGGUUGGGGAGUGUGCGUGGGAGGGGAGGGCGGUGAUGAUGACGUUGCAUUUUUUCCACUUUUUUGUUCUCUUUUUUUUUACUUAUCUAGCUUAAUAUCUCAUGAUAUUGCUGUGUUUAGCGUCGAUACCUUGUUUGGUUGGUGGUGGGAGUGGUCGUGGAGGGUGAAGAAGCUGUGGCAUGUGCGAUUAUUCUGUCUCCUCUCUCGGGCUUGGGUAAGUUUCUUUUCAUCCGGGGUGGGACUGACGGGUUCAUUCAAAACGGGGUA
Molecule: messenger RNA, 4896 nt
Organism: Chaetomium fimeti
Lineage: Eukaryota; Fungi; Ascomycota; Sordariomycetes; Sordariales; Chaetomiaceae
Product: C2 domain-containing protein
Exons: 4
Coding region: 88-4602 (1504 amino acids)
Molecular function (GO): lipid binding
Source: RefSeq, a predicted model, not a curated record